AUGAUAACCGGCCACCGAUUCAACAUGCAUGCUCAUGGCGAUUCGCUGUUGUUCCAUCCGAACUCAGCUGGACACCACAUUUUCGACCUUAACCUCGCCUUGAUCAUCGUUUCAACGAUACUCAUAUCUCUCCGCAUUAUCGUACGGAAGUUCGUGGUCAAGGCCAUGGGAUGGGAUGACCUGAUUGCGAUAGUGGCCUGGGGACUCUGCGUGACGCUGUCGGCUCUCGAAAUGGACACUACCAAUUACGGCACAGGGGCUCAGAUGGAAGAUGUGCCUCGACAGACGAUUCUUCAGUUCCUCAAGAGGCUUUCCAUCAUGGAGCUCGUCUACCUCAUCGCGUCUGGAGCGGUACGAUUGUCGAUCCUGGCAUUCCUGCCGCGCUUGAGCAAGAAUAGUAUGUCUAAGUCGAGUCGAGUUGAGUCCACUUAUGCUCUUGGGCUAAUGCUAAUCGUCGCUGCUAGAGAUAUACAGGUGGAGUAUAUAUGGCCUCAGCUUCAUCGUCGUAGUCUUUGUGAGCCUUUGCUGACAAGACGGCGUAGUGACGUCUUCAACUACGACGCUUCCUGGCGACAGUGUAAAGACAAGAGCGAAGAGCAGUCGAUGAUGCUUGCCCAUGCCAUCAUCUCCAUCUUCGUGGACUGCAUGCUGGUGGCUCUUCCACUCUGGGUCGUUACAAACUAUCUCAAAAUGGGCGUCAAGGCGAUACAGAUCUUGCUCGUCUUCUCCUUUGGCAUCUUUGCAGUUGCCACUGGCAUCGUCCGGCUCUCAAUCAUCAUUACAACAGACUUCAGUGUGAACACAACGUAUAAGAUGCUAACUGUCGCCGCAUGGACCGACGCUGAACUCCACGUCGGUCUUUGGGUUGGUUGCUUUCCGGCGUUGCAGCCCUUGCUUAGACAAGCGUCGUUGGCCCUGGGGCUGCGAAGUCAACUGGAUAGUAGAGCUCCUACAAGCAAAAGAGAUACGACUGUCUCUACGGACACGUCCAACAGAAAGAGCGUUACCAACCGGUGGUCGCGCAGCUCAGGCUAUUUUUGGAGUAUCGGUGGCCGACCAAAUAGGGAAGCCGGAGGCGGAGGGGGGCGUGUCGAGGUCGAGAGAGGCACAUCUGGAGGUGUUGAGAUGACAGAUCUGGAGAAGGGGGGAGACGGAAGGCUCAAUCGCGAACAGUCAGACAUCUCGGUCGAUAUCGACCUCGGCGAAAGGCCGAACACGGGAUGGGGGGCAGAGGCGGGGGCGGAUGCGAAUGGCCAAAGACAGGAAGCCUGA
Messenger RNA from Colletotrichum higginsianum IMI 349063, 1272 nucleotides. Its product is annotated as Integral membrane protein. Lineage: Eukaryota; Fungi; Ascomycota; Sordariomycetes; Glomerellales; Glomerellaceae. The coding region runs from base 1 to 1272 and encodes 423 amino acids. The record is from RefSeq and is a predicted model, not a curated record. The transcript has 5 exons.